UCAAGGGUCACCCCAGCUCCCGUUGCUGUCCCAAAGCUUAGCGCUUUCCCGUGCGACAAGGCUCCUGUGGCCCACAGCGUUCGGUAACCUUCUCCUGGGCGCUGAUAAGUGACCUAUGUAAAGAUGCUGCGAUACUGGGGCGAGAUCCCAGUGUCAUCUAACCAGGCCAACCGCAGCUCCUUUGACCUGCUUCAGCGUGAGUUCCGGACGGUGGAAGUCCAGGAUCCUCCUCUGCACCAGCCCUCUGCGAACAAACCCCGUCCCACCACCAUGCUGGACAUCCCCUCGGAGCCCUGCAGCCUCACCAUUCACACCAUCCAGCUCAUCCAGCACAACAGGCGGCUGCGCAGCCUCAUCGCCAUGGCUCAGGCUCAGAACCAGCAGCAAGCGGAGGGUAUAAAAGCUGAAGACAACGAACCUCUGCCCUCUUGUCCGGCCUCUCCGCCUCUCCCUGAUGACCUGCUUCCUCUGGACAGCAAAACCCCCAAAAUGCCAUUUCAGCUGAGGCACAGUGACCCAGAGAGUGAUUUCUACAGAGGAAAAGGGGAGCCAGUGACUGAGCUGAGUUGGUCCUCCUGCCGGCAGCUCCUCUACCAGUCCAUGGCCACCAUCCUAGCUCACACAGGCUUUGAGUGUGCCAAUGAGAGUGUCCUGGAGACCCUGACAGACAUUGCCCACGAGUACUGCUUGAAGUUCACCAAACUACUGCGCUUUGCAGUGGAUCGAGAGGCCCGCCUUGGGCACACCCCAUUCCCUGAUGUCAUGGAGCAGGUCUUCCAUGAAGUGGGCAUUGGCAGCGUGCUCUCACUGCAGAAGUUCUGGCAGCACCGCAUUAAAGAUUAUCACAGCUACAUGCUUCAGGUUAGCAAGCAGCUGUCUGAAGAAUAUGAGAAGAUUGUCAACCCUGAAAAGGCAGCAGAAGACACAAAGCCUGUGAAGAUUAAGGAGGAACCUGUUAGUGAUAUUACUUUCCCCAUAAGUGAGGAGCUGGAAGGAGAUCUAGCUUCUGGUGACCAGUCUUUGCCUGUUGGAGUCCUUGGAGCUCAAAGUGAGCGCUUCUCUGCCAACUUAGAAGUAGAAGCUUCCCCACAGACUUCAGGGGCUGAGGUGAAUGCUUCCCCACUCUGGAACUUGGCACAGGUGAAAAUGGAGCCACAGGAGAAUGAGGAGGCUAAUGUGCAUGGCCAUGGUGUCCUAGGCAGUGAUGUCUUUGAGGAACCAAUGUCAGGCAUGAGUGAAGCUGGGAUGCCACAGAGCCCCAAUGGCUCUGAGAGCAGCUAUGGUUCUCAUUCUGCUGACAGUCUGAUGGGAUCCUCACCUGUCUUCAACCAGCGCUGCAAGAAAAAGAUGAAGAAGAUGUGAAAGAGACAGUGGUUUUGGUUAGUCUUGAUGAUAUGUAAUGGACUUGAAACAAAGUGAGAGUACUGUGAUGGUUGUGAUUCAUGACAGGGGUAUGUAUGAUGUAUGAGGGACCUUACAUAACAUUAUUAUGAGAGGUUUGACAUGUGGUGCUCUUCAGCUCCCCUCUUUGCUGGCUUUUCUACUUCAUCUUGACUCAUAAGAUUGAAGAUCACCCUGUGCAUUUGGUGGUGGCAAUGCUUGCUUGGAUAGAUUAAUCCCAAAGUUACCAGUGGAAGGUAGCUGUGAGGAGAUGUGCUAAGUCAUAGAAUCAUUGAAUACUUUGGGUUGAAGGGACCUCUUGAGGUAUCUAGUCCAGUGCCUGCUUGAAGCACAGCUAAUUAGAGCAGGGUAUUUCACUGCUUGGGGAAUAUCGCUGAUGAUUAUGAUGGCUUAGCAGAGAUGCUGUAGAGUAGCCUCACAGUGCAGUCAGCCAGCUCCUUCAGUGCUUUGCUGCAUGGAUUGAGGUAUGUCCAAUUGGCUUAAGUUCUUGUUAAUUUGAUCUUCCUCUAUUGUAGCUAAUACUUUACUCCCACAUACUCUGCUAGAAGGCCCAGGGACCUGGCAGGCCUGAAGGCAGACCAAAUCAGUCAAAACAGGCAAAAAAAGGUGUUGAGUACAUCAGCCUCAAAGUAUAAAGAGCAUCCUUUGUCACCAGAUUGCCUGCGCUGUUGUAAAUCCUUGUUGUUGUUGCAAACCCUUUUUCUUUAACCCUUCUUUUGCUUCCAGUGAACUUAAAAAAGCCCUUCUGCACAUUUCAUACCAGUUUCAACUCUAGCUGAGCUUUGGCCUGUGUAACUGUCCCUGCACACUUAGGCUGUGUCUCUGUAUCCCUGCUGGGCAGCCCAUCCUCACUUCCACUUCUGUGUACUUUUUCCUUUGUGCUUGAUCCCAGUCAGGAGUUUCUUGGUCACCUGUGCUCUCUAUCAUGCCUGCUUUAAUUUCUGCUCAUUAGGAAGAACUGUUCUACUUUGAGAAAUCUGUCUUUCAAGAUAAGGCAGCAUGCUUGGGCCCCUUUGGAAGGCUGGGACAGUCUCUCCUGAGAUCCUGCCAAGACAUUCCUUGAAUAAACUAAAAUAUGUUGUCCUAAAGGUCCAGGACACUCUCUUGUACUUGUUAGUGAAGAUUUUAAGGGCCACAAUUCCAUGUCUGCUGCAGCCAAGACCUUCACAUUCUCCACUCAUUCUUUCUUGUUACAAAGAAGUCCAUCAGAGCUUCUUCCCUGAUUUACUGAUCAUCCAGUCAGAGAAGUUGAUGUGGUUUUCUGGAGAGAAUGAAGCAGCUUUUACUAUUGGUGUGAGGCAAUAUUGGCAAUGUAAACUUUUCCUUUGCUCUCAUUGAUUUAAUUGCAGCAGCUUCAGGCUGGAUGAGGUUUUGAUUGCCCAAGGGGGGUUGUGGAGUCUCCUACGUUGGAGAUAUUCAAGGCCUGGACAAGUUCCUGUGUGAUGUACUCUAGGUUACCCUGCUCUUGCAGGGGGGUUGGACUGGAUGAUCUUUUGAGGUCCCUUCCAACCUUUGGGAUUCUGUGAUUCUAAGAUAUCUUGACAGCUUAGUCUGAAACAGAAUCUGUUUUGCCUCUUUUAUAGUUCAGCUGACUGAUGGCAUUGUUUUUGUUCUGCACAAUCCUCACUUGAUCAGCUUGGUCUUUAACUUGAUUCAACGUGUGUAUCUCUCAAAAAAGCUAGAAUGAACAUGAAUCAAGAAUGGACAGCCACUUAAACUGGCUUUACACCUGUAACCCCUUGGGGUGUUUGAGGGACAUUUACCAAAUCUCCCAUUUGUCCUUACAACUGCAAGUUUAUCUUUUGAAAGAACAAGCUCCAGGCAUAGUAUUUUUCUUUGUGUAUAACAUGCCUAACUGUAUUUCUUAUUUCCUAACUGUAUUUCUCUUCUACUUUAUAGAAGUGGAAGCCAAACAUGAAAUAUUUCCAUGUCUUAUGAGAAUGUGUGACCACAGGCUUUUAUGGGACUGGAGUUAAAAUUCCCCAUCACAGUUUUAAAGGUUUCUGCUUGGGUGUCAAUUCCAGCUAUUUGAAGCCUAGUCAAUAGUAGAAGAGCAUAUGACUGUAUCAGGAAACCUUCAUUUUGAUUCCCUUUGAGUCACCUUCAGUGUCGCUGUUUUCUCAGCCAGUAGUAUUUUCCUCUUGGAAGAGUGUUUGGGAUUUAGUCACUAUUCAGGAAAGGCACUGUGAUCAUUCAGGGUUUUGUGAGAGUUGUGAGCUUUGCUUCCAUUUUGGCAGGACUGCUGCUGGCUGGAGAAUGCUUAAAUGGACACUGAAACAUUACUGACCUGUACGGUACUGUUUUUAAGCAAAACUUCUUGUCAUGAAGAAGUAAAGCACAACUGUGCUAUUCAACUGCCCAGGUACACGGAGGACAUACUUUCUUGCUCAAUUUUACAUGUCUGCAUCUAACUAUGUCCCUCUGGGUCCCAUUUGCAGCUGAAGAGAGAUGGUCACUUUGGUUGCAGUUCAUCUGCCUUGAAGUAGAAGUAUAAAGCAGGUCAGAUGAAUGGCAUUUUUAGGAAUGUAUGUUUUCCCUUUCUGUUUCCAUAAAGUGACUUCAACUUGGCUGCCUCAGCUGGAGACAUCCACACCAUCAGCAUCUCAACUAAGUGACCUGGCUUUGGCCUUUUUUGUAUGGGAAUUAGAGAAGACUGGGCUGGUGCUGCUUCUUUUCUACACAUUCAGCAGAGCUUGCUGUUGGGAUGGUAGUACUGGGCUGAAAGCAGACUGCUCAUCUACCCAAACCAGCAGACCCAGCCUUCUCCACAAGACACAGAAUAUGCAAGGCUGGGGCCUCAAUGUGGCUUUUGAAGUGUUCUGCAUGGGAACCGUCCAGGGUUGCAGCUGAGAGAGCACAUGCUGUGUGUCAUACUCCUUUGUCCCUCUAGCAAUACCUUUUUAAUCCUUUAGAAGGGUUCUGCCUGGUACCCACCAGAGUCCACUGUACAAGCAGCAGUGUGACAGCUGUACUGCAGCCUCUGCUACCCAGUGCUUUAAUUCUAACACCAUCCAUGCUAAUGUGCAUGAUGCUGGGCAGGGAAAACCUGUUUCUUGCAUGGAAAUCUACAACUUGAAAACAGGCAAGGAAGACUGGGGAGGGGAGAUGAGGCCAGUCUGAGGAUGUGCUUGAUUCCAAGAUGAAUGGACAUGUUCUGUGGGAAGGAUGCUGUACUGAAGAUGUUUUUGUACAUGUAUGUGAAUAAAAUGUGUAAAACAUUGCUUGGGUUUACAGGGGACAGAAUUGCUUGGAAAUACUGCAGGAUUGUGGGUUUUUUCACUUGCUCUCCUGGAGAGAAUUUCUUUGGAAUUUGUAAUAAAGUGAAAAAAAUAAAACAAACAAAAAAAACACCUCA
Molecule: messenger RNA, 4756 nt
Organism: Melopsittacus undulatus (budgerigar)
Lineage: Eukaryota; Metazoa; Chordata; Aves; Psittaciformes; Psittaculidae
Gene: SUPT7L
Product: SPT7 like, STAGA complex subunit gamma
Exons: 4
Coding region: 124-1362 (412 amino acids)
Cellular component (GO): SAGA complex
Molecular function (GO): protein heterodimerization activity; transcription coactivator activity
Source: RefSeq, a predicted model, not a curated record